AUGGCAGAAGGUUUCCUACAUGAAUCUAAAGACACGACAAUAGAAGAAGCUGGUGAUGGUUACUUCUUUGCUCUUGUAUCAAGAUCAUUAUUCCAACAAUCAAGUGACAAUAAAUCACUUUUCACAAUGCAUGAUCUUGUGAAUGAUUUAGCAACAUUUGUGUCCGGAAAAUUCAAUGUAAGGAUGGAGGGUGAUUAUUCUGGAGAAAAUGCGAGCAAGAUGGCUUUAAGAAGUUUGAGGUUCUUUACAAGGCUAAGAAGUUGUGCACUUUCCUACCAACGGACUUGUCUUGGAGUUAACUUUUUCAACCUAACAAAAAGGGUACCACAUGAGUUAUUGCCUCUACUAAAGUGCUUACGUGUGCUCUCUUUGUCUUGUUAUGACAAUAUGACUGAAUUGCCAGAUUCAAUUGGCAAACUUACACACAUACGUUACUUGGAUCUUUCUUUCACUAGUGUUCAAAAACUGUCUGAUUCUAUAUGUAAGUUGUGCAAUUCACAAACAUUGAUUUUGUCAGAGUGUAAAAUGCUUACAGCAUUGCCGAGCGAUAUGUGGAAACUUAUUAGUUUACGUCAUCUUUAUACUACUGGAACUAAAAUAACAGAGAUGCCAAUACAAAUUAGUCAAUUGAAAUGCAUUCAGAUGUUGACUGUAUUCAUCGUCGGCAAAGAUGCUCUAGAUGCAAGCUUGGGGAAUAAAAAGUACCUCAAAGAGUUGGUAUUGGAAUGGAAAGAUGCUAAUAAUUUUUCAGAAAGUCAGAAAAUUAAAGUUCUAAAAUUCGAGCAUAUGGCAAAAUGGGAGGAAUGGGUUUCUGAAAAUGGAGGUGUAGCUUUUCGUCGACUUGAAGUGCUUUAUAUUAAGAAUUGCCCUGAGCUAAAAGGAGGCUUGCCUGUCCAUUAUCUUCCUUCUUUAACCAAACUUGAGAUUUGUGAGUGUCAACAGCUGGUGACUCCACUCCCAAAGACUCCUGCCAUUGGUGAAUUGGAGUUAACCAAUUGUAAGAAGAUGCUGUUAAAGGAAUUGGCAAGAGGAAUGAAAAAGCUCGUACUUUUUGGAUUUGAGGAGGCAGCGUCCAUACCAGAGGGAAUGAUAGAGUCCAUCGACGGUCUUCAAGAGUUAGAAAUCUCUUAUUGUUCACUUACAUCCCUUCGCCUUCCCUCUACAGUACUAAAAACUCUCGACAUCAUGUACUGUCACUCACUUAAGUCCCUCCGCCUUCCCUCUGCAUUAAAAACCAUCAACAUCAGUUUCUGUUACUCACUUCAGUUCCUUCGCUUUCCCUCUACACUAAAAACUCUCCACAUCAGUGACUGUGACUCACUUCAGUCCCUUCGCCUUCCCUCUGCAUUAGAAACCAUCCACAUCGGGUUUCUGUAG
Corylus avellana is the source of this 1377-nucleotide messenger RNA. Lineage: Eukaryota; Viridiplantae; Streptophyta; Magnoliopsida; Fagales; Betulaceae. The record is from RefSeq and is a predicted model, not a curated record.